AUGUCUCCCCUUCUAUGCUCUCGGUCGGGCCCUCUGCAUCGGGGCAAUCAGCUCCUGCAUCGGGGAAAGGUCAGCUCCCCUGUGCUGGUGAUCGGACCCCGCGUCGGGGCCGGUCCAACGUCUGCGUUCGUUGGAGCUCCCGACAUCCACGACCUCUCUCCCUUGAGACUGCGAGCCCUCGAUGAUAACCAGGCCGCGGUUGGAGCGUCGAUUUCAGGCAAAGGAUCGGCUCCGAUGUUAAGUCCACGCCCCGCGGAGGGGCUCGAAAGGCUACUCGUGGGGGUGAUCCUAAGGUACGGCAUCCCAUCCUCCAACAGCCAUGGCAAGGUCCCUGUUGGCUGUGCACUGCAGGACAGGGCAGUGACCACACUCUUGGUCAACGUCAGUGGGAAGUUCUACGAAUAUUCCCUGAAAGGGGAAAUUAAUUCUGCGCAAAUAAACAACGUGAAACAAGAUGACAUGUUGAGGAAGGUAACCUUUGACCCAGAUGUUUUUUUCAACAUUUUGCUACCUCCAAUCAUAUUCUAUGCGGGAUACAGCCUCAAAAAGAGACACUUCUUCAGGAAUCUUGGCUCAAUCCUGGCUUAUGCAUUUAUUGGAACUGCGGUGUCCUGUUUUGUCAUAGGAAACUUCAUGUAUGGCAUUGUGAAGCUAAUGUAUGCAGUGGGACAGCUUGAAGAUGGAUUCUAUUAUACAGACUGCCUAUUUUUUGGUGCUAUCAUUUCUGCAACUGAUCCCGUGACCGUCCUUGCCAUCUUCAAUGAGCUUCAAGUGGACGUUGACGUUUACGCUCUGCUGUUUGGAGAGAGUGUGCUGAACGACGCAGUGGCCAUCGUGCUCUCAUCGUCAAUUGUAGCUUACCAGCCGGCAGGAGAGAACAGCCACACUUUUGAUGCCGCUGCCUUCUUCAAGUGCGUGGGAGUCUUUCUUGGAAUAUUCAGUGGUUCCUUUGCCAUGGGGGCAGUGACUGGAGUGCUGACCGCUCUGGUCACCAAGUUCACCAAACUGCACUGCUUCCCGCUCCUGGAGACGGCGCUGUUUUUCCUGAUGUCCUGGAGCACCUUCCUGCUGGCAGAAGCCUGCGGCUUCACCGGUGUGGUGUCUGUUCUCUUCUGUGGUAUCACACAGGCUCAUUAUACUUACAACAAUCUGUCGCCAGAAUCAAGAGAUCGAACAAAGCAGGUAUGGGGUCUCAAUGGUGUCCGUCCUCAAUGUGUUUGGACUUAUAAUGUUAAUUUGCAGUCAGGACAAUUGGAAAUCGCUAUCCUGCUGGGCAGAGCCGCAAAUAUUUACCCACUGUCUUUUUUCCUGAACUUGGGCAGAAAGCACAAGAUCGGCUGGAACUUCCAACACAUGAUGAUGAUUGCAGGUUUGAGAGGAGCCAUGGCCUUCGCCCUGGCGAUCCGAGACACCGCGACGUAUGCCAGGCAGAUGAUGUUCACCACCACCCUGCUCAUUGUAUUCUUCACCGUCUGGGUCUUUGGCGGAGGCACCACGCCCACGUUGUCAUGGCUACGGAUCAGAGUCGGAGUCGAUCCAGAUCAGGACCCCGCUCCCAGCAACGAGAAUUUCCAAGUGAUUCAAGACGACGUUGCUCACCCUGAAAGGACCAGCACGACAAAGCAGGAAAGCGCAUGGCUCUUCAGACUAUGGUACAGCUUUGACCACAAUUAUCUGAAGCCAAUCCUAACGCACAGUGGCCCCCCGCUCACUGCUACUCUGCCCGGCUGGUGUGGUCCAAUCGCACGAUGCCUGACCAGUCCUCAAGCAUACGAAAAUCAAGAACAGCUCCGAGACGAUGACUCCGAUCUGAUACUUAAUGAUGGUGACCUGAAUUUGACCUACGGAGGGAGUACACUGACUGCUAACGGCUCCUCUGGCUCGGGCACCGCAUCCAACAGUGCAGACGGCAAGAGAACCAAGAGCAUCUCGGAAGAUACACUGGAACAUGAUCUCGGCACGGAGGACCAUGAACUCAUUACUCGAGGCACCAGAUUAGUUUUCCCUUUGGAAGAUCAUGCUUGACAGCAAUGACAUGAGUGAGGCAUAGAAUGGCCUAAGAAGGAUCAAAGCCUAUUUUUAUUUUCGGCAUUGAGACUGAACUGGUUUACUUGUGUGAUUUAUUUUUUUUUCACCCCCCCCCCCCC
Leucoraja erinaceus (little skate) is the source of this 2147-nucleotide messenger RNA. Its product is annotated as sodium/hydrogen exchanger 7-like. The record is from RefSeq and is a predicted model, not a curated record. The coding region runs from base 1 to 2025 and encodes 674 amino acids. Gene Ontology annotation, cellular component: membrane; recycling endosome. Gene Ontology annotation, biological process: proton transmembrane transport; sodium ion transport; regulation of pH. Gene Ontology annotation, molecular function: sodium:proton antiporter activity. The transcript is spliced from 15 exons. Lineage: Eukaryota; Metazoa; Chordata; Chondrichthyes; Rajiformes; Rajidae.